This is a messenger RNA of Colossoma macropomum (tambaqui), 6958 nucleotides long. It is a transcript of the gene supt6h, whose product is annotated as SPT6 homolog, histone chaperone and transcription elongation factor. NCBI's taxonomy places the organism in Eukaryota, Metazoa, Chordata, Actinopteri, Characiformes, Serrasalmidae. Gene Ontology annotation, cellular component: transcription elongation factor complex. Gene Ontology annotation, biological process: nucleosome organization; mRNA transcription by RNA polymerase II; transcription elongation by RNA polymerase II. The transcript is spliced from 37 exons. The coding region runs from base 174 to 5369 and encodes 1731 amino acids. The record is from RefSeq and is a predicted model, not a curated record. Gene Ontology annotation, molecular function: histone binding; nucleosome binding; DNA binding.
AGCUGUCACUGCUGACCGGACGUUACUUAAUUCCAUACCGGAAUCAAAAUCACGCUGCGUUCUCUCAGCCAUUUUUGUUAUUAGCUGCUCCAAACGUACCGUUUCUUCAUCCCUGUCAGUAUUUUCGAAGAUUUUAAACCAGCGGCAUCGCAGGGGAACUAGCCCUUGCAAACAUGUCUGACUUCAUUGAAAGUGAGGCUGAGGAGUCUGAGGAGGAGUUUGAGGAGAAGGACCUGAAACCCAAGAAGACACAGAGGUUUAUGGAGGAUGAUGAAGAUGAAGAAGAAGAGGAGAACACAGAAGAUCAGGAUGAGCAUGGAAACCUGAGAGGGCUCAUUGAUGAUGGCAGUGAUGAAGGAGAGGAAGAGGGAGAGGAAGAGGAGGAGGAGGAAAACAAAAGUGCAGGAGGAGACAGCGACUCUGGAGAGGAGGUCCGUCGCCGGCGCAGAAAGCGUGUUUUUGAUGAUGGCUUAGAUGAUGAUGAUCUGGACCUUAUUGAAGAGAACUUGGGGGUCAAAGUAAAGAGGAGGAAAAAGAAGUACUCACGAGUGAAAACGAUGGACGAUGAAGGUGAAGAUGAUGAAAAAGACCUAAUUGCAGAUGAGAUCUUUACUGGAGAUGGUGAUGGAGAGGGAGAAGAAGGAGAAGCUGUAGAACGGCGCCGUCCAGGAGAUGACGAAGAAGAGGAGGAGGAUGAGGAAUCAGACAUAGAUGAUUUCAUUGUGGAUGAUGAUGGACAGCCCAUUACGAAAAAGAAGGGGAAGAAAUUUACUGGAUACACUGAUGCUGCUUUACAAGAAGCUCAGGAGAUUUUUGGUGGCGACUUCGACUUUGCUGAAUUUGACACUGAGGCAUAUGAUCAUGCUGAGGAGGAGGAGGAGGACCAGGAUGAUGAAGCAUGGGAUCGACCAAAGAAGCAGACCAAGAGGAGAGUGGGCCGCCGCAGCAUCUUUGAAAUCUACGAGCCCAGUGAGCUAGAGAGCAGCCACAUGACUGACCAGGACAAUGAAAUACGUUCCACAGACAUGCCAGAGAGAUUCCAGUUACGUGCUAUACCUGUGAAACCUGCUGAGGAUGAUGAACUGGAAGAAGAGGCUGAAUGGAUCUAUAGAAAUGCGUUCUCCACCCCAACCAUCUCCAUGCAGGAAAGCGCAGACUACCUGGAUCGUGGGACCACCACUAACUUUAGCAGGAGAGGCCCCAGUACCAUUGCAAAGAUCAAAGAGGCCCUUAACUUCAUGAGGAACCAACACUUUGAGGUUCCGUUCAUUGCAUUCUACAGGAAGGAGUAUGUGGAACCAGAGCUCAACAUUAACGAUCUGUGGAAGGUGUGGCAGUGGGAUGAGAAGUGGACCCAGCUGAAAACACGUAAGCAGAACCUGACACGUCUUUUCCAGAGGAUGCAGUCAUAUCAGUUUGAGCAGAUCUCAGCUGACCCUGAUAAACCACUGGCUGAUGCUGUUCGUCCUUUGGACACUGCUGACAUGGAAAGGCUGAAAGAUGUCCAGUCUAUGGAUGAGCUCAGUGACGUCUACAACCACUUUCUGCUUUACUAUGGACGAGACAUCCCCAGGAUGCAGAAUGCAGCCAAAGCCACCAAGAAGAAACUGAAGAAGAUCAAGGAGGUGUCGGAGGAAGACGGUGAAGAAGCUGAGGUGGAAGAAGAGGAGGAGGAGGAGGAAGAGGAGCAAAAGGGACCAGAUCUUAAACAAGCCUCCCGCAGAGACAUGUACAGCAUCUGCCAGAGUGCUUGCCUUGAUGGACUGGCCAAGAAGUUUGGUCUCACUCCUGAGCAAUUUGGUGAAAACUUGCGUGACAGUUACCAGAGACACGAGACCGAACAGUUCCCUGCAGAGCCUUUAGAGCUGGCAAAGGACUAUGUAUGCAGCCAGUUUAACACACCAGAAGCUGUCUUGGAAGGCACACGCUACAUGGUUGCCAUGCAGAUUGCCCGUGAACCUCUUGUCAGGCAUGUGCUGAGACAAACCUUCCAGGAAAGGGCCAAAAUCAACAUUAAGCCCACUAAGAAGGGCAAGAAGGACGUUGACGAGGCACACUAUGCAUAUUCAUUCAAGUACUUAAAGAACAAGCCUGUGAAGGAGCUGAGUGGAGACCAGUUCUUGAAGAUGUGCUUGGCAGAGGAUGAAGGCCUACUCACUAUAGACAUCUGCAUUGACCUGGUUGGAGUUAAAGGGUAUGGGGGUGACCAGACCUACUUUGACGAGAUCAAGCAGUUCUACUACAGAGACGAGUUCAGUCACCAAGUGCAGGAGUGGAACAAGCAGCGAAUGUUGGCCAUAGAGCGUGCCCUCCAGCAGUUCCUCUAUCCUCAGAUGGCCAAGGAGCUAAAGAAUAAGCUCAUUGCUGAGGCCAAGGAGAACAUAGUCAAGUCUUGCUGCAGGAAACUGUAUAACUGGCUGAAGGUUGCGCCGUAUCGUCCAGACCAACAGAUAGAAGAGGAUGAUGACCUGAUGGAUGAGACUCAAGGCAAGGGCAUCCGUGUGCUGGGAGUGGCCUUCGCCUCUGGCAGAGACACUCCUGUGUUCUGUGCGCUCAUCAAUGGUGAAGGAGAGGUUGUGGAUUUCCUCCGGCUUCCUUAUUUCUUAAAGAGGAGGAAUGCAUGGAGAGAGGAAGAACGAGAGAAAAAGCUUCAAGACAUUGAAAACCUGAAGAAAUUUCUUCUUAGUAAGAAACCACAUGUUGUGGCUGUGGCUGGUGAAAAUCGGGAUGCUCACAUGCUGAUGGAGGACAUCAAGCGUACAGUUGCUGAGCUGGAGCAGGAUUCCUCUCUGCCUGCAGUGGGAGUUGAGCUUGUGGACAACGAGUUGGCUACACUGUACAUGAACAGCAAAAAGUCUGAGACGGACUUCAGGGACUACCCUCCCCUUCUUCGUCAGGCUGUGUCUGUAGCCCGUAAGAUUCAGGAUCCCCUGGUGGAGUUUGCCCAAGUGUGCAGCAGCGAUGAGGACAUCCUGUGCCUCAAACUGCAUCCACUACAGGAACAUGUGGUAAAGGAGGAAUUGCUGAGUGCUCUGUACUGUGAGUUCAUUAACCGGGUGAAUGAGGUUGGUGUGGAUGUGAAUCGAGCCAUUGCUCAUCCUUAUACACAGAGCCUGGUCCAGUACGUGUGCGGCUUGGGACCAAGGAAAGGUUCACAUCUGCUCAAGAUUCUGAAACAGAACAAUACUCGUCUGGAAAAUCGAACACAGUUGGUCACCAUGUGCCAUAUGGGACCCAAAGUGUUCAUCAACUGUGCUGGCUUUAUCAAGAUUGACACUGCUUCUCUCGGAGACAGCACUGACUCCUACAUCGAGGUUCUAGAUGGUUCUCGUGUGCAUCCUGAGACUUAUGAAUGGGCACGUAAAAUGGCAGUGGAUGCUCUGGAGUAUGAUGAGUCAGCAGAGGAUGCUAACCCUGCUGGAGCGUUAGAGGAGAUCCUGGAGAACCCAGAGAGGCUGAAAGACUUGGACCUGGAUGCUUUCGCUGAGGAGCUGGAGAGACAGGGUUAUGGCAACAAAGGAAUCACACUGUAUGACAUUCGUGCAGAGCUCAGCUGUAGGUAUAAAGACCUCCGAGCCCCAUACAGACCACCCAACACAGAGGAAGUCUUUAACAUGCUUACCAAAGAAACUCCAGAGACCUUCUACAUUGGUAAGCUGAUAACCAGUGUUGUAACGGGCAUCGCUCACAGAAGGCCACAGGGGGAGAGUUAUGACCAAGCAAUUCGUAAUGAUGAGACUGGACUGUGGCAAUGUCCUUUCUGUCAGCAGGACAACUUCCCUGAACUGAGCGAGGUUUGGAACCACUUUGACAGCGGCUCCUGUCCUGGCCAAGCUAUUGGUGUGCGAUCUCGUUUGGACAAUGGUGUCAUGGGUUUCAUCCCUACCAAGUUCCUUUCAGACAAGGUGGUUAAGCACCCUGAAGAGAGGGUAAAGGUUGGCAUGACUGUGCAUUGUCGUAUCAUGAAGAUCGACAUUGAGAAAUUCAACGUGGAUCUCACCUGUAGGACAUCUGACUUGGCUGACAAGAACAAUGAGUGGAAGCUUCCCAAGGAUACCUACUAUGACUUUGAUGCUGAAGCUGAGGAUGUCAAACACGAUGAGGAACAGAAGAAGAAACAGCAGAGAACCACUUAUAUCAAGAGAGUCAUUGCCCAUCCAUCGUUCCACAACAUCAACUUCAAACAGGCUGAGAAGAUGAUGGAAACAAUGGAUCAGGGUGAUGUGGUGAUCCGGCCUAGUAGUAAGGGAGAGAACCAUCUGACUGUCACCUGGAAGGUAGCAGAUGGAAUCUACCAGCACGUGGACGUCCGGGAAGAGGGAAAAGAGAAUGCUUUCAGUCUGGGGCACACACUGUGGAUCAACAAUGAAGAGUUUGAGGAUUUGGAUGAAAUCACAGCCCGUUAUGUGCAGCCCAUGGCAGCUUUUGCUCGGGAUUUGCUCGGCCACAAAUACUUCCAGGAAUGCAAUGGUGGUGACAGGAAGAAAAUGGAGGAGCUCCUAAUAAGGACCAAGAAAGAGAAGCCAACAUUCAUCCCCUACUUUGUGUCAGCCUGCAGAGAUCUGCCAGGAAAGUUCCUGCUGGGAUACCAGCCUAGAGGGAAGCCAAGGAUCGAGUAUGUCACCAUCACUCCAGAUGGUUUCAGGUACCGCUCCCAGAUAUUCCCCACAGUCAAUGGACUCUUCCGCUGGUUUAAGGACCAUUACCAGGAGCCUGUGCCAGGCGUUACGCCUAGCAGCAGUAGCAGAACACGAACACCGGCGUCUGUGAAUGCAACUCCAGCCAAUAUUAACAUUGCAGAUUUGACUCGAGCAGUCAACUCUCUGCCCAGGAACAUGACGUCCCAGAUGUUUAACGCCAUUGCAGCAGUAACGGGGCAGGGCCAGAAUCCCAACACUACUCCAGCCCAGUGGGCCUCCAGCCAGUAUGGAUAUAGUGGAGGCAGCAGUGCGGGAGGAGGAGGCAGUAGCAGCGCUUAUCACGUGUUUGCCACACCGCAGCAGCCUAUGGCCACGCCUAUGAUGACGCCAAGCUACUCGUACACCACCCCAGGCCAGCAGCAGGCUAUGACCACACCACAGUAUACUAGCAGCACGCCGCAGUCCUCCCACGGACACCACCAGCACCCUUCUUCCACGCCGUCCUCAUCCUCAUCCAGGGUUCGGACACCACAGCCUAAAACAAGCACCCACACCGCUGUGGAUUGGGGUAAAAUGGCUGAGCAGUGGCUGCAGGAGAAGGAGGCAGAGAGACGGAGACAGAAGACCCCUCGAAUGACGCCCCGCCCAUCACCCAGCCCCAUGAUUGAGAGCACGCCCAUGUCCAUUGCUGGAGAUGCCACACCCCUGCUGGAUGAGAUGGACCGAUAAGAAUGGACAGGAGGCAUCCACAUGUCACCCACCCCCUAAUGUCCCCUUUCCCAAACAUACACAGACACAAACACCAAAAAAAGGAAAAAAACCUCUUCAUCACCAUGUGUUUAUCAUCUUAUGCUCUCUCUAUUGCACACAUUUCCACUGCUCAAAGUAUUUCAUUUUGAGAAAAUGGGUCAUUGAGUGAUAAUGAUGUGAGACAGACUCGAGAAAUGAGCAGAUGACAAACUGAUUCAGGAAAUGGACCUGUGGAGAAGUUUGUCGCAAAACAUUUUUCUUUAUUUUCUUUUUAGAAACAAGCGCAAUCAAGCACCGUCUUUCCUUUUUUCUUUGGUUUUAACAAGAAUUAAACAUUAAGACGAGACUCUGAAUAAAAACACGAAUGGCGGAUGGUUUCUGUUGCGUUGCCGAUGGUGUUGAAGUUUUGUAAGCUGGCCCAUUCCAACCCGUACCUGUAUUAAAAGUGGAUAUGAAUGGGAGGCCACCACAUGCUUCACAAAAUAGAGACCUGUUCUUUUGUAUUCAUCUAUCAUAAUAAAUAAAACUGAAUUUCAGUAUGAACUACUACACUGCAAUGCACACAUCUUGUAUAAUAUGCUCUGCAUCACCUGUCAGUUUGUCACUGCACUCAAAAAGCAGUUACACCCCUUUGAAGAUUCAUCUCAUGUUAUAGUGUGCUAUAUUCAUUUUAAUGAAUUUUACAUAUGCAUAAAAUAGGAGUAUUAGGUUUAAAGGAAUAGCUGUCUUUAGAUGGUAAGAAAUUCAGAGAGUCUAACAGAAAAAUCUCAUCCAAGGCAGUUUUUAGCAGAAACCAUUCAAUAUCAGAAGCUCUCUGUACAUUUCUAGUUUUGAUGUCAUUUUCAUUAAUCUCUGCUUGAGUUUGAUGUUUCUGUGUUUCUGAUGUGGGCAAAUAUUUAGAGGCCAUCAUUGGAACCUCCCCUUUAAAUUUGAUAUGAAUUAGCAUUUCUUCAAAUUUCUGUUUUUUUGUUUUUUUUUGUUUUUUUUUCCCCCCUCCUUAUUGUUCAAAUGUGGUUGGCUUCAGCUGAGCUACGUAUUUACAUUUUGGUCAUGAGCAAUGUUUACUUGUGACCAUGCACCUUGCUUUCUUUGUUUGUGGCACAAGCAUAUUUUUAUUUUUACUGUAGUUCUGUAUUAGUUCAUGCCUCCUCUCCUAGCUAACACCAUACACUGCCAUAAAUGCAAGUUCUUGCAGUUGAGUGUAAACAGAAUGUGUCCUGUUGUGACCUGAAGUUCUUUAUAUACUGUGACAGUCUUCAGUCCUCAUGUUGAAAACUUAGUUAUGUUAAUGCUACUUAUGGUGAAAAGGCCUUUUAUAGUUUGUUUUUAGCAUUUUUCCCCCUGAGCUGACAAGUAGCCUAGUCAUUCCUUUAUCUUGUAUUGUUGAAUUCUGGGAAAUGUAUACUUGCCCACUCAUGUUUUGUACAGGGGUCGUACCAUGCAGCUAUAGUGUGACCUUGAUGGCGGGAAGUGAAUGCAAAAGAAUGUGACUGCUGUUCAGUGUAAUUUACUGCUGAGAUCACUUUCAUUUUUUUCCUUUGAUAAAAUUCUCAAACGUAAAAUGGUGA